UGUAUCGUAUGAACAGAAGUAUCCAGGAGCACCAUGGGGUGUGUGACUGCAGCUGGAAGGUGUUUCAGGAAAAUCAGAGACUUUGCAAGACCCGCGGUUCAGCUUCCGCAGGGAGGGCUGACAGUGAAAGACGUGCCCCUUGUUUAUUAUACCCAGACUCGCUUGGCCAGUGACGUGACUGGGGCCAAAUGUGAUAAACUGACUGUCAGAACUCAGAAGGAUGGGAUCAGGACCAUCAUCCUGAAUAACCCAAAGAAGCGAAACGCUCUAUCACUGACCAUGUUAGAAUCUCUGCGCAGUGACCUCCUCCAUGAAACAGAAAGCAAUGACCUCCGAGUUAUCGUGAUUUCAGCUGAAGGGCCUGUAUUUUCAUCUGGCCAUGAUCUCAAGGAACUAACCUCUGCUAAAGGAUGGGAUCACCAUGCUGAGGUCUUUGCAGUCUGCACUGAAGUUAUGACUCUGCUUCAGGAUAUUCCGGUGCCAGUUAUCGCGAAAGUUAAUGGUUUAGCCACAGCUGCUGGCUGCCAGCUCGUUGCCAGUUGCGACAUUGCGGUGGUGUCGGACAAGUCAAGGUUUGCCACUCCGGGAGUCAACGUUGGGCUGUUCUGUUCCACACCGGCUGUUGCAGUGGGGCGAUGUCUUCCUCAAAAGGUUACUUUAGAAAUGCUGUUUACUGGAGAGCCUAUUUCUGCGCACGAUGCGCUGCUGCACGGGCUGGUUAGCAGAGUGGUGCCUGAAGACAAGCUGGACGAAGUGACCAUGAAAAUUGCCAGCAAGAUCUGUGAAACAAGCCGAUCUGUUGUCGCGCUGGGGAAAGCCACAUUUUACAAACAAAUGGUGCAGAAGCGAAACGAGGCAUAUCAAAUUGCUGCACAGGCCAUGGUGGACAACCUGGCACUGAAGGACGGUCAGGAGGGAAUCCAGUCCUUUGUUCAGAAGAGGAAACCUGUUUGGACACAUUCCACAGAGAAGGUACCUCAUGUAAGGGUCUCAGUCUAGUUUCCUAUGGAUUAAAGAUCAAAAAUUUCAGAACCAAAGUAUAAUCCUGGAGAUGUUAAUGAUUCAAUUGAAAAUGUAUACUG
Messenger RNA from Carcharodon carcharias (great white shark), 1082 nucleotides. It is a transcript of the gene echdc3, whose product is annotated as enoyl CoA hydratase domain containing 3. NCBI's taxonomy places the organism in Eukaryota, Metazoa, Chordata, Chondrichthyes, Lamniformes, Lamnidae. The transcript has 6 exons. Gene Ontology annotation, cellular component: mitochondrion. The record is from RefSeq and is a predicted model, not a curated record. Bases 34 to 999 code for a protein of 321 amino acids. Gene Ontology annotation, molecular function: hydro-lyase activity.